AAUGCAACGACAGACUACAAACAUGCGGGAAGCGGUGUCUGUGCAAAAAAGGGUCGCUGUUGCUCUCUACAAGCUGUGUUCCUCUGCUGAAGAUAGAACAGUCGCCAAUUUGUUUGACCUGGGCAGGUCGACGGUGAACACGAUAUAUAGAGAAUUUUGUGACAUCGUCGUGGAAGCCCUAGAAGAUCAGUGGGUCAGGAUGCUUGCAGCUGAUGAAAUGACCCACCACAUACGUGAAUUUUAUGCUGUCACUGGCUUCCCUCAGGCAGUUGGAGCACUGGAUGGCUGUCAUUUCCCUGUCUCGCCUCCCAAAGAAAAUGCCAUCGACUACUACAAUUACAAGGGCUGGUACAGUGUGAUCUUACUGGCUUUGGUGGACCACAAAUAUCGCUUUCGAUACAUCAACGUCGGUUCCCCAGGCAGGUGCCACGACGCCCAUGUCUACCACAGUUCAAGCUUGCCAAGCAUUGUGACAGGACCAACAUUUCGGAGUCCUACAAUUUCUGUCAACAGUUCUGUUGUGCCACCAUUAUUAUUAUGUGACCAAGCAUUCCCGCUGAUGCCCAAUUUGAUUAAGCCUUUCCCUGGUUUAAGUAAAACCUCUGCCGAAAAAUAA
Molecule: messenger RNA, 616 nt
Organism: Rhipicephalus microplus (southern cattle tick)
Lineage: Eukaryota; Metazoa; Arthropoda; Arachnida; Ixodida; Ixodidae
Product: putative nuclease HARBI1
Source: RefSeq, a predicted model, not a curated record